Molecule: messenger RNA, 3536 nt
Organism: Eptesicus fuscus (big brown bat)
Lineage: Eukaryota; Metazoa; Chordata; Mammalia; Chiroptera; Vespertilionidae
Gene: TPBG
Product: trophoblast glycoprotein
Exons: 2
Coding region: 538-1815 (425 amino acids)
Biological process (GO): negative regulation of canonical Wnt signaling pathway
Cellular component (GO): plasma membrane
Molecular function (GO): protein binding
Source: RefSeq, a predicted model, not a curated record
GGUAUCACUGGGACGGGAAGAUUUCCUGACGCUCCCUUGCAGUUUUGCUGGGCGUUCAGCUGCGGCCGCUGUGCCUUCUCAGCUCCGUUCUCUAUGCUGCUGCUUCACGCCGCUCCGUCACGCCUGAACCUACCUCGUUGCUGCCCCGGGUACCCGAAUCUGGGUGAAUUCCACGAGAUUCAUUCGCGGUUUUGUUCCAGUCCAAGGUCCUGCAGCGCAUCCGGCGUGAGGCGCCCACCAAAGAGGCGAGAGGUGCCACGCGGGGGCGGCGGCAGGAAGCGGAGCGAGAGUUGGGCGUCCGGACCCGCUGUGCGUACUUCCUAGUGGCCGGGGGCAGGGGGGGAUCGCCCCGGGAGGGGGACGCCCGUGGCCAGGGGGCGCUAGCCAAGUUCCGGUGGCGGCGUGCCUCCUCCGCCCCCAGGAGAGGAAAGUUUUCUCCAGAAGCUCCCUGCUGACCCGCGCCUUCGGGGGCGCCCAGCUUUCGAGCCUUCGGAGCGGGCGCCGUCCCAGGCCAGCUCCGGGGACACCCGUGCCGUGAUGCCUGGAGCUUGCGCCCGUGGCCCCGCCGCCGCCGGGGACGCUUGGCUGCGGCUCGCGCGGCUGGCGCUGGUCCUGCUGGGCUGGGUCUCCUCCUCCUCGCUCACCUCCUCGGCGACCUCGUCUGCCUCCUCGGCGCCCUUCGCGGCGGCGGCGGCGGCGGCGUCCGCUCAGCCCCCGCUGCCGGGCCAAUGCCCCCCGCCAUGCGAGUGCUCGGAAGCGGCGCGCACCGUCAAGUGCGUUAAUCGCAACCUGACCGAGGUGCCCGCGGACCUGCCCCCUUACGUGCGCACCCUCUUCCUCACCGGCAACCAGCUGGCCGUGCUCCCCGCCGGCGCGUUCUCCCGCCUCCCCCCGCUGGCCGAGCUGGCCGCGCUCAACCUCAGCGGCAGCCGCCUGGAGGAGGUGCGCGCCGGAGCCUUCGAGCAUCUGCCCAGCCUGCGCCAGCUCGACCUCAGCCACAACCCGCUGGCCUCUCUCAGCCCUUUCGCUUUCUCGGGCGUCAACGCCAGCGUCUCGCCCCCCAGCCCCCUGGUGGAACUGUUCCUGAACCACAUCGUGCCCCCUGACGACGACGAGCGGCACACCAACCGGAGCUUCGAGGGUAUGGUGGCGGCUGCCCUGCGAGCUGGCCAGGCGCUGCGCGGGCUCCGCCGCCUGGAGCUGACCAGCAACUGCCUUGUCUACCUACCCCAAGAUGUCCUGGCCCAACUGCCCAGCCUCAGGCACCUGGACCUGCGCAACAACUCGCUGGUGAGCCUGACUUACCUGUCCUUCCGCAACCUGACACACCUGGAAAGCCUCCACUUGGAAGACAAUGCCCUCAAGGCCCUUCACAAUGGCACCCUGGCAGAGUUGCAAGGCCUGCCCCAAGUCAGGGUCUUCCUGGACAACAAUCCCUGGGUCUGCGACUGCCACAUGGUGGACAUGGUGACCUGGCUCAAGGAGACGGAGAUCGUGCAGGGAAAAGCCAGGCUCACCUGUGCAUUCCCGGAAAAAAUGAGGAAUCGGGUCCUCCUGGAACUCAACAGCUCCGACCUGGACUGUGAUCCUAUCCUCCCUCCAUCCCUGCAGACUUCUUAUGUCUUCCUAGGUAUUGUUUUAGCCCUGAUAGGUGCCAUUUUCCUACUGGUUUUGUAUUUGAACCGUAAGGGGAUAAAAAAGUGGAUGCAUAACAUCAGAGAUGCCUGCAGGGAUCACAUGGAAGGUUAUCAUUACAGAUACGAAAUCAAUGCGGACCCCAGGUUAACCAACCUCAGUUCUAAUUCGGAUGUCUGAGGAACGUUCGAGGCCAGAACAAGGACGACUGUGCAUGAGAUGUAGACUUAAUUAAGCUUUAUCCUGUCCUAGGCUUGCUCCACCUCCACCCUCCACUGUAGAUACCACUGGCCUUGACUGAAAGCAGUGAAGGGGAUUUGCUCCCUUGUCAUGUAAAGUGUCUUGGUGUGGUCCAUUAAUGUAAGAUGAUGAUGAACCAUUGCAUAGUCUUUAGCCCUCUUCCCUUUCUUGGAACUCAACAUGUAUGGAGGGACUUCUCAAGUUUCGGCAUGAACAUGGACUCCUGGCUGUCUGUUUCUUUUAGUACAAAGUGUAACAAAUGUACCAAUACAGAUAGCAUUCAACAAAAGCUGCCUCAAUUUUUUCAGAAAAAAAUAUUCUAUUCAUAAGUAUCAGUUUUAUUCUCAUGUACUUAAAUUGUGAAGAAAAUGAUUGCAUUCCAUAAACUGCCUGCAGACCUUAGCAAGCUCUUCAAAGUAACUCCAUAGUAUACAGGAGCACCUGCAUCCGAGAGCAUGCUUAUAUUUUACUGUUCUGCAUAUUACAAAAAAAUAACUUGCAACUUCAGAUAACUUCUUUGAGAAAGUAAAUUACUUUUUUGAUUGCAGUUUAUAUGAAACUAUAUGCAAGUGGUUUUAUAAACUGCAUCGAGAUCCAACAGGCUAAAUUGUUAAAAAAUUCAAUAAAGAUUCUUAAAAGAAUUACAGUUGUGUUCAAGUUUGCUAUUUGAAAUAAAGGAUUAGGGACAAUGUUACUGAGUGGUCUUGGUUCCAGUGAUAAUUAAGGUAUUAUAGUUGAGAAUGAAACUGGAGCAAUAUCUUACAUAAGUAGACUUUGGAGAUAAUUUUGAGAUGGUGGAUCCUUUCAGGAUUUAAAUAGAGAAUUUGAAUAUUCAUGUGAAAAGACUUAUGGUCCCAAAAUUAAUGCUAUUUCAGAAACAAUUGUGGAGAGCAUUAUAAAGUUGGUGAGAAGGAACAGUUCUGUAUAAUAAACAGUUCACAGUUUGGGACUUUUUCCAGAGUAAGUUUUCAGGAUAGAACAAAAUUACUUAAUAAACCUCUCCAUAUGAAAUUUGGGUGUUUAGAGUAUGAAACAAAUACAAUACAAAUAAAUGUAUGAAAAUUAAAUGUUUUAAAGAUAGAAUAUUCUAAAAUCAAAGACUUUAAAAUAAAUUUAAAUUUUUUAAGAUCAUAAUGUAAAUUAUAAUUUAGAUUUUUUUUGAGAAUAUUUAAAAAUGUAUUUGGAUAAUUGUUCUGUAUUUUUUAAAAUAUAUUUUUAUUGAUUUCAGAGAGGAAGGGAGAGGGAAAGAGAAAUAGAAGCAUUAAUGAUGAGAGAGAAUCAUUGACUGGCUGCCUCCACACUGGGGAUCAAGCCCACAACCCGGACAUAUGCCCUGACCAAGAAUCAAACUGUGACCUCCUGGUUCAUAGGUUGACACUCAACCACUGAGACACGCCAGCUGGGCUGGAUAAUUUUAUCAGAGACUCUGCUAAAUAUGUUUUAAACAUUGUUAUGAUAGAAUAUGCAUUUGAGGAAAAAACCUGAGAUAAAUGUCUACAUGCACAAACAAGUGUCUCAACUAAUAAUCAUAGGUUCUUGUGUUCAAUUCAGUUUUUAAGAAUUUGGGGAUAUUUUUAUUUUAGCUAAGCUCUAUGUUGGUAUAUACAUCUUUGCAAAAAAUAAAGCACAUUUAGGUGUAAAUAAAGCAAUCAGUGAAUCAA